GCCGCGGGCGUCGCGGGAGCAGGCUCGGAGCCGGAGACACGCGCGGCGCGAUGGCCCCCAUCGGCCUCAAGGCCGUGGUCGGAGAGAAGAUCAUGCAUGACGUGAUCAAGAAGGUGAAGAAGAAGGGAGAGUGGAAGGUGCUGGUGGUGGACCAGCUGAGCAUGAGGAUGCUCUCGUCCUGCUGCAAGAUGACGGACAUCAUGACGGAGGGGAUCACAAUUGUGGAAGACAUCAACAAGCGCAGGGAGCCGCUCCCCAGCCUGGAGGCCGUGUAUCUCAUCACUCCGUCAGAGAAGUCCGUGCACUCGCUCAUCAGUGACUUCAAGGACCCGCCAACCGCCAAGUACCGGGCUGCCCACGUCUUUUUCACCGAUUCCUGUCCCGACGCUCUGUUCAAUGAGCUGGUAAAAUCUCGAGCAGCCAAAGUCAUCAAAACUCUGACGGAAAUCAACAUCGCUUUUCUCCCAUAUGAAUCGCAGGUGUAUUCCUUGGACUCUGCUGACUCCUUCCAGAGCUUCUACAGUCCCCACAAGGCCCAGAUGAAGAACCCCAUCCUGGAGCGCCUGGCAGAGCAGAUCGCCACUCUGUGCGCCACGCUGAAGGAAUACCCGGCUGUGCGGUACCGGGGGGAGUACAAGGACAAUGCUCUGCUGGCUCAGCUAAUCCAGGACAAGCUCGAUGCCUACAAAGCGGAUGAUCCCACGAUGGGGGAGGGCCCCGACAAGGCGCGCUCCCAGCUCUUGAUCCUGGACCGAGGCUUUGACCCCAGUUCCCCCGUCCUUCACGAGCUGACUUUCCAGGCUAUGAGCUACGACCUGCUGCCUAUUGAAAACGACGUGUACAAGUACGAGACCAGCGGCAUUGGAGAGGCGCGGGUGAAGGAGGUGCUCCUGGACGAGGACGAUGACCUGUGGAUCGCCCUGCGCCACAAGCACAUCGCAGAGGUGUCCCAGGAAGUCACCAGAUCUCUGAAAGACUUUUCUUCUAGCAAGAGAAUGAACACUGGAGAGAAGACCACCAUGCGGGACCUGUCCCAGAUGCUGAAGAAGAUGCCCCAGUACCAGAAGGAACUCAGCAAGUACUCAACCCAUCUGCACCUCGCGGAGGACUGCAUGAAGCACUACCAGGGUACCGUGGACAAACUCUGCCGCGUGGAGCAGGACCUGGCCAUGGGCACGGAUGCUGAAGGGGAGAAGAUCAAGGACCCCAUGAGAGCCAUUGUCCCCAUCCUCCUGGACGCAAAUGUCAGCACUUACGACAAAAUCCGCAUCAUCCUUCUCUACAUCUUUCUGAAGAAUGGCAUCACUGAGGAAAACCUGAACAAGUUGAUCCAGCACGCCCAGAUCCCCCCGGAGGACAGCGAGAUCAUCACCAACAUGGCGCACCUCGGGGUGCCCAUCGUCACGGACUCCACUUUGCGCCGCAGGAGCAAGCCCGAGCGGAAGGAGCGCAUCAGCGAGCAGACGUACCAGCUGUCCCGGUGGACCCCGAUUAUCAAGGACAUCAUGGAGGACACUAUUGAAGACAAACUUGACACCAAGCACUACCCGUACAUCUCCACCCGCUCCUCUGCCUCUUUCAGCACCACUGCGGUCAGCGCCCGCUACGGGCACUGGCAUAAGAAUAAGGCCCCUGGGGAGUACCGCAGUGGCCCCCGCCUCAUUAUAUUCAUCCUGGGGGGCGUGAGCCUGAACGAGAUGCGGUGUGCCUACGAGGUGACCCAGGCCAACGGGAAGUGGGAAGUGCUCAUAGGUUCUACUCAUAUUCUUACUCCCACCAAAUUUCUCAUGGACCUGAGACACCCCGACUUCAGGGAGUCCUCUAGGGUAUCUUUUGAGGAUCAGGCUCCAACAAUGGAGUGAGAGCCAAAGAAACAAAGUAAAAGCAGCUUAUUACAGAAAAGAAACUCUUCCACUCUGAAGGGUUUUCUUUGAUUAUUCCGUCACUCUUUUUCUUUCUUUUUCCCUUUUUAGUUUAUUAUUUAUUUGAUUUUCUUUUAAUGAGAAAAUGCUUGCAGUUCUUAACACCGAUUGAAAAUGUGUCCGCUGCCACCUUCACCAACCUGCCGUGAGGGCCUGGGCCGCUGGCCGGCCCCCCGAGCCCUGGCAGACAGCUGCACCCCUGUGUUUCAGGCUGAAAACGAUACCUGCUACGAGCAGUCCCCGGGGAGCUGGGAGUUGAGGGGGGCCGAGGCCCGGCGCCCCAGCCUACUGGCCGGCAGCAGUGGUGUGGUCUGAGUCCUGGUGGUGGCCUGGUGUGGGAGCUUGGCAGGGAGGCCAGCACGUGCAGGGGCCAUCACGCCAGGGAGGCUGGACUCCAGGGAGAGGCCCAUUUGGCCUGGUGGUGAGGAAGGGGGCAGGGAGCAGAGGGCAGACGCCGAGUCCAUGGCAGCGGGACGUGAAAGGCCUCUCUCCUGUGACAGACGCUGUCCGAGGAAUGACUUCUGGGGGGUGGCAGGGUCAGAAGCCUCACCUUCCUCCUGGGAGGACGGCACUUAGGAGUGUUUGCUCUCGUUUUCAUGGUCCCGGGGAUUCUUUCAAGGGCUGAGUUCCCCGGGCGCCCACCCAGGUCUCCCGGUGAGACCCACUGUGCGCUGCGCUGUAGGAGUGUCUGCCUCCACCAGGCCGUGCCUUUACCUAGUGAGCGACGCACUGUUGUCCUCGUUCCCCCUCCCUCUCUCCAUCCUUCACGUGUGCCGGGAGCCUCCUGCAACAUGUUUGUAUGGCUGGCUGGCCCUGAAGAGCCCCAAUGUGGCAUUAAUCACCCCGCAUCUUCGUCAGGCAUUCUGUGACGAGGCUGAGUUACUUGCACCUGAUGUCCUGCAUUCCACUGAUGAUGGGCCCUGAAAAUGCACCUUCCCUCCCGGGGGUUGACGUGGCCCGAAGCGUCACCGAUUGUGAGUCACCUGUGAGCAGGAGCGAGACCUGGACUCCAGCCCCAGCUCUGCCUUGGGCGCCUGAGUGGCUCUCAGAGGUCAUUCACUUACGGGGGCCACAGAAUGCAGAAAAGACUGCAGGGCCCCUUGGCCCCCUGCAUUCUGACAGUCUGUCACUCAUUAACUCAGACAGGCGAUGCAGACCCUGCCGUCCCACCUGCGUCGCCACCUCCUGGGCACCUGGCCAGAGGCGGAGAGGCAAGCUAGUUUGUAUAAAGGGCAGGUGCUCCAUCCCAGGAGGACCCAGCUGUUUGCCUCCUCACUCCCCUGGCAGGGGCACUGCCUUCUCCUUUCAGGGCAAGAAGCAGCAAGUGAUGCAGGAAGGCGGCGCUGGCCCCUCGACAGCCAGUGGUGGUGGAUGAAAGUGUUGUUUAAAAGCAAUCAUUGUUUCCCAGCACCCCGGAAGUCUGGUGAUCAGAGACCUCUGGUCUUGUGCAGGUGGACAGCAUUUUCUAUAAGAUGUAUUUUAAGACUUCUAGAAGGACACAUGUUAGGUGAGGCUGUGGCAAUGGCAGGCCCCUUGCAGGGUCUAAAAGAAUCCACAAACCCAGGCUCCAGGGGCUCCUGCUAGGAUGCGUCCUGGGGUUCCCCACUUCAGAAUCAGCUCCUCCUCCUCGGAUGGUUUACCUUUGCUUUAUACUCAAUCAGCUGAGAGGAUCUCAGCUGCCCUCAGAGCUGGGAGCUCAGCUAGACUCGGGGUGCACUUUCUGAGCUCUGAGAUGACUGGUAGGGCAGAGUGGGGUUCCACAGGUCAGGUGAGGGAAAGUGCAGCACCUCGUACACCGGGAUGCUGAAAGCAGGCUAACCUGACUCGGCCCCUCUGUCAUGAUCAUCCAGGUGACAGAGACUGGACAUCGGAGCCAGGAUCUCCCCCUGCCCCCCCCCCAUGCCCAGAUUUGCUCUAACUUGGCUUCUUAGAGAAGUGAGGCUUUCCCACUCUGCAGUGCGUGCCCCCAGCAGGCCCCGCGCGGUGCCAGGCCUCGGUCCUCCACCCUCUUGGCCUCUUGCCCUCUUGGCUGCAGCAGCUCCUGGCCCAGGUUAAAGGGGGUGGGCGUGGAUAGCUGAGGUGCACGAUACCACCAGGCCUUCUCGCAGACCCUUUCAUCAGCCUCACCUCGAAAUCGUCUAGGAAAUGGAAUCUUCUGGUUAGAUUUUCACCUCAGUGCUCUGGGAGGUUUAUGUUAAGAUUACUAAUCAUUAGGGAAUCUCCAAGAGGCCAGUAGAAGCUAAUGAAAAAGGGUUUACAGGCUGGACUUCACAGUACUUAGCACAAGGGAGAGAAUUGGGGGCUUUUUAUUUUUGAUAUUUUGCUUUAUUCUACAUGGGGGCUGGACAAGUUUCCUGUUUCAGCGGGACUCAGAUUUGAAUCCGAAUUCAGGGCCAACCCAGUAGCCUGGAGGCCACGAGGGUGCCUAGAGAAACUGAGGCCCGGGUUUCUGGCAGCUGGCACCCCCUGGGAGGGUGCACUCCAUGCCGGCCUCAUCGCCCAUCUGCAGCCUGAGGGCUGGGCCAAGCCUGUUGUACAGACCUGGCUGCUCAUCAGUCUCUCCCGUUAAACACACAUGUGCCCCGGGGCCACCCCAGAUCGUCUCAGUCAGUAGGUGCAUUUCAGCCAAAUCCAGGAGGGACUAGGCCAGCCAGUCCCUAAGAACUCUCCUGAUUUCCAAAUUCAGGUGACCAGUGAACACCCUUGAUGUCUCCUCUAAAUCGAGUCUGCCCUCCUCUUCCCUGCAACCGGUGGAUGGUGGGAGGAGGGCAGGGUCCCCUGGCCCGUGCCCCUGCUGCCACCAUCACCUAGGAGGCUAACCCUGCAUGGAGAGCCCAAGGCUGCCUUCGGGGUUGCACACACUGUCCCGCUGAGUCUGGAAGGAAGGCUCCUGCUCCAGGAGUGGCUCACUGUUGGGGAUUUGGCGAUGUCCAUGUCCUGCCUGCCCAUCUGUAAAGAGCUCUAGGCCUAGUAGGCGAUCGGUAAGGCCACAGAGACCAGUGUGCUCCCAGGAAGAGGGUGCUAUAAAAACUAGGACGGGCGCGCUGCUGAAACCGCUGUUGCAUUUGCUGGAGGAACCCCGGGUCUGUGGAAUAAUGAGUCAGCUUCAGCAUGCAGGACAGGUGCAGGCUGCGCUCGGUGCCUCUGGGAAGUCUGGAUGGGAAGUAGCCAAGGACGGGCUCCUCAGAGCAGCGAGCUGGUGGCGGGGGCAGAACCGGGAGCCCCUCCCUCUGGAGAGGGCCCUACGCAUUUUCUGCUGGUCUGCACUGACCAGCCGAAAAGGCCAACGUGAAAGCCCCAGCACGAGGCCCGUAGCUCCGGCGGUCAGAGGUCGCUGAGCCAGUAGCGGUCAGCAGCACAGGGACCCCGGUGUUCGGAAUCACGGUCAAGGCCUUCACUUGCCCUCGGGGUGGAAAUCUGGCCCGGGGCUCCCCCUGCUCUGCUGCCCCCAGGCCCCUCCCUUGCCCACACUUCCAGGGAGGCACAUUUUCAAGUCCGGACCUUUUGUUCAGUUCUCCCACCAGGCCCCUUCUUUCUUUGCCCGCACCGCUGCAUGCGCGCGGGGCUCCUGCCCACCCCGCUCUUGUGUUGGAGUCAGUCCAUGUCCAUGUCCCGGCCCCACGAUCCAUGCAUCUUUCGUCACUGCACUUGUUAGCUCUCUCUCUCUCCUUACGGAAAAGGACUUCAUUUACUUUUAUUUUUUUAUUUUUUUAUUUUUGCAGUAGAAGUGUAUCUAAUUCCAUUAGCUUAAAUUUUGGCAAGCAUUUCUAAUCUCUUACAAAUGCGCGCUCUCUGCAAGGUAAGGCCUCAGGUCCCCCGGCCCUCUCCCCCUCACGCCUGAG
Messenger RNA from Talpa occidentalis (Iberian mole), 5764 nucleotides. It is a transcript of the gene STXBP1, whose product is annotated as syntaxin binding protein 1. Lineage: Eukaryota; Metazoa; Chordata; Mammalia; Eulipotyphla; Talpidae. Gene Ontology annotation, cellular component: plasma membrane; secretory granule. The transcript is spliced from 19 exons. Gene Ontology annotation, biological process: neurotransmitter secretion; vesicle-mediated transport; intracellular protein transport. The coding region runs from base 51 to 1862 and encodes 603 amino acids. The record is from RefSeq and is a predicted model, not a curated record. Gene Ontology annotation, molecular function: syntaxin binding.